UAUUUUACUUUGGUUUCCCUAGCAACCUAGCAACGGGAUCAAUGAGGAAGAACACAGAAGAGAAGUUUUUCUCCCUCCCUACCCUGACCAUCUUUUCGAAUCCAGGCUUCCACGUCAGGCUCGGAACGCCUGACGAUAAUUGAGUUUCUGAAUCUGUUAUGCAGCGCGAUGCCGGUCGAUAACAGGAGAAUCGCAGGGCCUGAAGUCACCCAGCCCGUUAUUUUCACAGGAAGAAAGGCAGUCGAUAAACCUCUGAUAACUGGUGACGGUUUACGAAGAGAUGGCCGGAAAACAGACGAACUUCGACCGAUGUUUUUGCGUUCAGGGGUAGUCAGUCAAGCCAGAGGCUCAGCAUACAUUGAAAUGCAGAACACCAAAGUCACAUGUGCUGUAUAUGGGCCAAGAGAAUCACAGAGACAGCAAGAGUUUAGUGAAAGGGGAAAGUUGACUUGUGAGUUCAAGUUUGCACCAUUUUCAUGCUGGCAAAGGCGACAACACAUGCAGGAUUCAGAAGAAAAGGAGCUAUCUUCAUUUAUUGUCCAAGCUCUCCAGCCAGCAGUUUGCUUGGAGAAGUUCCCCAAAGCUCAAGUUGACAUCUAUAUUACUGUCCUAGAAAAUGAUGGAAAUGCUCUUUCUGCUGGAAUAAUUUGUGCAUCACUGGCCCUUGGAGAGGCUGGAAUAGAAAUGUAUGACCUUGUUUCCUCGUGUUCUUUGGUGCAGAAAGGUGACACAUCACUGGUGGAUCCCACAUUUCAAGAGACUUCAUCUUCAGAUAUUGAUGGAAGGGUCACCAUAGCCUUUCUUCCUACUAUGAAUGUCAUAUCUGGUUUGUCACAAGAUGGUGAAUUGACUCAGGAUCAGUCCAACAAGGCCAUUAAGAGUGGUAUGGAAGGUUGUGCAAGAAUUUUUCCAGUUCUUCAAGAAUCUCUUGUUAACACUGUAAAGCGAACUGUGAAUUCCAAUUGUAAAAGCUAAAUUUGAACGUUUUCUGCGGUAUUUAUGACAAACUUAAUAUCCUAUCAUAAGAGAAUAGCAGUGAGCUGUAAUGUCAAGGAUCUUUGCGAAAAGAUGAGACAUGUCUUCUGUUGUCGGAGAUCUACUCAAGUUUGCUUUGGGGAUGAAACAGUGCCUACAUCCAGUGCUUCCAAUAAGACCUGGCACCCGCUGAAACUCUGGAGGGUAUUCUGUUGUGAAUCGCCGGGUAAACUUUGGAAGCUCUCAAGCAAACUCAUGAAGUGAGAUCUAAAACUUAAAGGCUUAAAAGCUUUAUUUUACAGUAUGAAACACUACUUUCCCACAUCUCCCAUAAAUAAUUAUUUCACGAAUCUCAGUUUAAAUUGUUACAGCUCCCCUCUUACAUUGUCGUUGUCGAAGUCCAGUGCUCCCUCUGCAGGUGAUGCGAGGUCGCUUUCAUCCGAAUGCUUGCCCGGUAUUUCCGCCAUGAAUCUUGGAAGUGUAAAAGUUCUUUAAAUCUGUUUCACAAAAAGGGUCAUCGUUUUUUUAGAUGAGUAAACAUUUGUGUUUUGAGAUAAAUAAAACUCGCUCUUUGUUGUACGCAGCAAAAAAACAACAAAAUAAAACAAAAAACAAAACAAACAAACAAAUUCACUUUGAGUAGUUCUCGUUCUACAAAAAUUGUUUCCUGUCCAGAGUCGUUAGCUAAAUUUCCAUUUAGCAACAUUGGGGCCUUUUUAUAAUAUACCAGUUUGCGAGACGCUCGAUUUCUCUGCUUCAAAAUGGUGCUAAGAACAAAAAAAUUUCCUGAUACCCUCACGCAAGUCGAACUCGUUUUUCUCACAGGGGAAGCGCUGAAUUUUUUUCCUUCUAUUUUUGUACCUUUAUCACUGAUUAAUUCCUAUGUGAUAUUCAGCAAAAGUUUACCAACUUGCUCGCCGACGCAGCACAACAAGUUUAUUUUUGUCGGAAACUUAUAAUCUCCUCCUGCUAAGUCUAGGUGUUAUUUCUUCCUCGUUUCACGUUCAACCUGAAGAAACGUAUAGAAAGAACUUGUCAUUUCAUCGAUCGGUUCACAGUACAAUUUGAGGUAGCUAGAAGCAAGGUUGUUUGAAGCAGGGCUAAAAAUUGGCGGUCGCACGGUCGCCAGUGGCGAGUUAAAACUGACCAGGGCCACCAAAAGUUGAGGUUUGAACGCCCGAUGUGCGACUAUGCUACAGAAUUUCGAAUAGUUGCAAUGUUAAUUAUGCGAAGUACAAAGUUGAAAAUAAAACUCAAUAUGUAGUUUAAUUGGA
Molecule: messenger RNA, 2249 nt
Organism: Pocillopora damicornis (cauliflower coral)
Lineage: Eukaryota; Metazoa; Cnidaria; Anthozoa; Scleractinia; Pocilloporidae
Product: exosome complex component MTR3
Biological process (GO): poly(A)-dependent snoRNA 3'-end processing; nuclear mRNA surveillance; U4 snRNA 3'-end processing
Cellular component (GO): cytoplasmic exosome (RNase complex); nucleolus; nuclear exosome (RNase complex)
Molecular function (GO): RNA binding
Source: RefSeq, a predicted model, not a curated record